AGGAGGGAGCGAUCGGGAGGUGGGCUUGGCUUGGCGUGCACUCCGCACCUCGGGAACAUUAUUGCGCGUGGAACGUCUGCUUUUGGCAGACUAUUUCCCAGAAGAAAAGAUGUUUGGUUUUCACAAGCCAAAGAUGUACCAAAGUAUAGAGGGCUGCUGUAUUUUCAGAGCUAAAUCCUCCAGUUCUCGAUUCACUGACAGUAAACGCUAUGAAAAGGACUUGCAGAGCUGUUUUGGGUUACGUGAGACUCGUUCAGGAGACAUCUGUAAUGCCUGUGUCCUGCUUGUGAAAAGAUGGAAGAAAUUGCCAGCAGGAUCGAAAAAAAACAAAAAAACCACAAACUGGAAUCAUGUGGUAGAUGCAAGGGCAGGAGCCAGUCGAAAGACUUCCCUGAAACCAAAGAAAGUGAAAACUCUAUCCGGCAACAGGAUAAAAAGCAACCAGAUCAGUAAACUGCAGAAGGAAUGUAAACGUCACAAUUCUGAUGCUCACAGUACCACUUCAAGUACAUCUCCAGCUCAAUCUCCUUGUUAUAGUAACCAGUCAGAUGAUGGCUCAGAUACAGAGAUGGCUUCUGGCUCUAACAGAAGGCCAGUGUUUUCCUUUUUAGAUCUCACAUACUGGAAAAGACAGAAAAGAUGCUGUGGCAUUAUCUAUAAAGGCCGUUUUGGGGAAGUCCUCAUUGACACACAUCUAUUCAAGUCUUGCUGCAGCAAUAAGAAAGCAGCUGCUGAGAAGCCAGAGGAGCAGGGGCCAGAGCCUCUGCCCAUAUCCACUCAGGAGUGGUGACUGAGGAUUAUGUAGCAGGGGAACAAAAAAUGAUUUAAAUUUUGGAAAACACCAACAAAAUGACCCUCCUAUUUUUAACUUGGAUACCUGUUAUUCUGCCAAAAGAUGAUUUCUAGAAUAGUUUUGAGUGGGUUAUUUUCCCUCCAGUUCCACAAAGUCUGAAGCCAGUAUCUAGCUUACUAAAAGAAAAAAAAGAAGUGUACAUAAUAUUUAAGAUGCUGAGUAUUUCAUAGGAAAGC
Molecule: messenger RNA, 1029 nt
Organism: Kogia breviceps (pygmy sperm whale)
Lineage: Eukaryota; Metazoa; Chordata; Mammalia; Artiodactyla; Physeteridae
Source: RefSeq, a predicted model, not a curated record